CGGCAGAGGUAGGUAGCAGACAAGAGAAACACCAGCAGCAUUACUUCUCGUUUGAAGAUAAAACCUCCUUAGAAAUUCAUGAAACUCGUAGAUAAUUCUCCUUUUGGGGAAGGAAUGUAUAAUACUACGACUGGGGUACGUAUAUACCCGAAUGUACUCCGUAUAUCGAGAUUCCAAUGAGGGCGCUGAUUCGAUAUCGGGGCCCAUUUGGCAACCCCCGAAAAGGAAGCGUCAUGCCGACUAGCCGGCUGAACGGACCCAACUUCGGGAUGAAGGUGUCCACCCCUAAUUUCUUAGUCCCGAAAAGACGUGCUAACCGCGGAAUUACGUCCAUGUUGGACCAGCAUCCCGUUGCGCUGAUUCGCCGGCGGGAAAAAUCUCGUUCGACAAGUUCUUAAAUCUAUAUGUUAAGUCGGCUGACCCCAUGGGUGCUGGCACUUGCAGGAUUGGUAGAACCCCAAAUUUGGACUAUGCGCUUACAUUACGGUAGUCACGCCGACGACUCGGGUAUGGAUUUUUGACCCACUGUAGUCUCUUCGAAGGAAUAAGAAAAAAAAAAAAAAAGUUAGGUCGCCUGUUUGUCGUAGUUAAAAUCUUUCAGGUGUCGUUUCCUACCUGUGUACGGAGUAGACUACGCGAGACUCGCGGCGUAGGGCUUUUAGGUAUCGUGAUCAUGACAUACGGCCUUGUCGAAAAGGCCUCGAAGGAGACGGUCAGCUCUACCUAUGGGGGGUAUCUGGCCCCCUCUCCGCAUCGAAAUGCCGACCUCGAAUCGCAGCGCCGUCCAAGUACCCUCCAUGAUAGUGUCGAGCUCGAGCGUAUCAACACAUCUCGCCUACAGCAGCAACUUACCGUUGGGUCGAAUCGAAGCCGAGUCCCUCGAGAGCAAUGGCUGCCCAUGGGAGCAGGGAAAGACUACCCCCCUCCCCUACCGGACGCGGAAGAAUACGUGGUCGAGUUCGAAGGAUCGGACGACCCUAUGCACCCUCAGAAUUGGCCUAUGGGAAGGCGUGUUCUUAUAGGAUCGCUCUUGACGUUCUGUGCACUUGUCACGGCGUAUGUGAGUGCUAUUUUCGCCACGGCCUCGGAGGGUGUUAUGAAGGAGUUCGGAUUCGGUAAAGAAGUGGCUGCGCUGGGUACAACGUUAUAUGUACUGGGGUUCUCUGCCGGGCCGACGAUAUGGGCGCCGGCGUCUGAGUUGAUCGGACGACGAUGGCCCAUGUUGAUUGGCAUGUUCGGAUUCAAUAUCUUCACAAUCGCCUGUGCGACGGCGAAAGACACGCAAACCAUCAUGUUGACACGCUUCUUCUCCGGAUUCUGUGCGGCCAGUGUCAUCGCUCUUGUCCCGGCCAGUCUGUCCGAUCUGUUCAAUAACCAUCAUCGAGGUAUUGCAAUUGCCGUUUAUACGAUGUCUGUGUUCACCGGACCUUUCACCGCGCCAUUCAUCGGUGGGUUCACCGCAGAGAGCUACUUGGGCUGGCGGUGGACGCUAUAUAUACCGGCCUUUGUCGGGUUCUUUAGCUUGAUCCUGAUGGCGCUUUUCGCACAGGAGACGUACGCACCCGUCGUAUUGAUGCAAAAAGCGGCCAUCUUGCGUCGACAAACUAGGAACUGGGGGAUUCAUGCACGGCAGGAUGAGCAUGAGAUCGAUUUCCGAGAGUUGGUGACUAAGAAUCUCGCCAGGCCAUUUCUCAUUUUAUUCACCGAGCCCAUCGCCUUCCUUCUGACCUUGUACAUGUCCUUCAUUUAUGGACUGGCCUAUGCGCUGCUGUCGGCCUACCCGAUUGUCUUUCAAGGCACCUAUGGCAUGACCGGUGGUGUGAGCGGAUUGCCAUUUAUAGGAUUGAUUAUUGGUGAAAUAUCGGGCAGUAGCUUCGUUCUCUCGCUUCAGAAGUCAUACUCCCGGAAGUUGGAGGCCAAUAGUAAUGUGCCCGUACCUGAGUGGCGAUUACCCCCUUGCAUCGUCGGCGGUGUUGCAUUUGCAGGAGGGCUCUUCUGGUUUGGCUGGACAGGUUGGAAUCCAUCGAUUCAUUGGAUGGCUCCCACAGCGGCCGGAGUGAUGGUGGGAUUCGGCAUCACCUCGAUAUUCAUGCAGGGGUUCAAUUACUUACUUGAUUCGUAUCUCAAUUUCGCGGCAUCGGCGUUUGCAGCUAACACCAUGAUGCGAUCCAUGGUGGGAGCGUGCUUCCCACUUUUCACGCGACAGAUGUUCAAUAACUUGGGCAUUCAAUGGGCAGGCACUUUGCUCGGGUGUAUCGCCGUAGUGAUGAUUCCGAUCCCGGUGCUUUUCCUCGUAUUCGGGCCUCGACUACGUCAGAGGAGCCGGUUGGCACCAGCCGUGGGGGUAAAACGGGCGUAGAAUGAGGGAAAUUUUCGACGAUUCUAGAGAAUUAUAUUUUCAUAUGAUUGGGUUUCUCUUGCUCAGCUUGUUCGGAAGGAUUCAAUAAAAUUUCCAAAGUCGAAUAAGACCGUCGGGCGAUUCUUUUCUUCCGCCGGCGAUGAGGGAAGGAAAGCCGAAGAUGGUCACGAGAACAAAACCAGUUCAUGGAGUGGACUUAAUUUCCGCGUGAGAAUAACCAAGGAACCCCAGAACGCGCGGAGGGACUUUUCACCAAGAGAGCAGAGAUCGAC
Aspergillus caelatus is the source of this 2631-nucleotide messenger RNA. Its product is annotated as MFS transporter. Lineage: Eukaryota; Fungi; Ascomycota; Eurotiomycetes; Eurotiales; Aspergillaceae. The record is from RefSeq and is a predicted model, not a curated record. Gene Ontology annotation, biological process: transmembrane transport. The transcript is spliced from 4 exons. Bases 674 to 2359 code for a protein of 561 amino acids. Gene Ontology annotation, molecular function: transmembrane transporter activity.